Molecule: messenger RNA, 1023 nt
Organism: Symbiodinium natans
Lineage: Eukaryota; Dinophyceae; Suessiales; Symbiodiniaceae
Source: the annotation of a GenBank genome assembly
AUGUUGAUUGAGAAGAUCGCGGCAGCAGCUGAUCAGGCUCGCACCGAAGCAGCCAGUGCCCUCGAAAGGCAUGUAGAGCGAGCGAAGGUCGCUGCCACUGGCGUCGUGGAGCAAGCAAGAGGCUCCAUUGCGCUCUCCACGGCACCUGUGCCCUGCUCCGUCUGCGGCCGAAGUACCCGCGGCGGUGAUGGCGGUGCCUGUGGAGAUGUAGGAGAGAUGUCGAGCAAAGUUGAAGCUGCCGACGCAGCGCCGAGAUGCUACAGCUGCCUCACGGCCGAGGAGCGGGACAAGGUGGUGGUGACAGUGAAGCAACAGCACCUGACCUUGGACAGCUUCUUCGCAGGGGAGCCGCCGCCCGUGCACGAGGAUCCGCCCGAAAGUGUGUUAGAGAAAGCCCACCGGCUCGGCUCGCUAGCACUGGGCGGCGCCGUUGAGAUGAUCGGCUGGAUACCGGGCCUGGGUGCCACAACCAAGGGUGCCGUGAAGGUCCUGCACAAGGUGGUGAAGUUUGGUCCACUGGCAAUGUACAGCUCCGAGUUGGUUGAGACCCUUCAGCUCCUUGUCGUCAUGGCCAACCGCAGCGGGGUGGCCCGCGGCGGCAGCACCAACGGGGUGGGUCUUGAGACGCGUGCCAUGCCAGCUUCCGUGUCCAGCUCGCAGACGCCCUUGAGGAUUCCUUCUGGAGUGCUGCGGGCGUUCCGUGCCCGGCAACUCGGCUCGGUGAACCCGUACUGCCGGGACGGCAAGCGGAGUUCGUCUCAGAAGCUUCCGAAGAGUCUUUCUCAAGGGCGCGGUCGGGCCCCGCCGGCCCCUGUGGAAGUGGAUGCGUACAAGACGGUUACGGUGGAGCUCAAGGGCAGGGAGGGCUACAACUCCUCAGCGGUGAAUGGUCUUUGGCACUACUGGCGGGUCAAGGGCGGCAGGCUGGCCUUCCAGCGCGAGAUCAACCUCGCCGAGGGGAAGGAGGAGGAGGAGGAGGCAACAGGGUUUUUUUGCGGCUUGGUAGCCUAUGAGAGCUGUUGA